Lactuca saligna is the source of this 2964-nucleotide messenger RNA. The record is from the annotation of a GenBank genome assembly. NCBI's taxonomy places the organism in Eukaryota, Viridiplantae, Streptophyta, Magnoliopsida, Asterales, Asteraceae.
GUCCUCAUGAUCACUGUCCCUCCCUUUACUCAUCCCUUGAAAAAAGGUUUGAAAAUUACCCAAAUAACACUUCCUAUUUUGAGUCCAAUAUUAGUAAUAUCCAAGGCAAUUGCUAAUAAUAGUUAUCAAGUAUUCACAUCACUUCACCAUAACUAAAUACUUUCUAAAAGAAAAAGAAAAGAAAAACCCAAUUGCCCAUGUCUUAAAUUAAGUUGUGGGUGGGUUGUCUUCCAUCACUAGAAUUAUCUGAAUCAUAUGGAAUUCCAUUGGUGCUUCUUCACUACCUUCUUGUUUCUAAGCUACCUAAACCUCAUUUCAUCUAAUCAAGAAGGUUUUUGGAGUUUAUCAUGUGGAAGAGCUACAAAUUUCAUUGAUUCCUCCAACAUUUCAUGGGUAUCAGACUAUGGAUACAUCACAAAAGGGAACACCACAACUCUUGAUUUCAAUGACUCCAUUCGUUUUUUCCCAAAUCCUAAGAACCGAAACUGUUAUAAGCUACCAAUAAACUACACAUAUUCAUCCUUGAUUCUUAUUCGGGUCAGUUUCAUGUAUAAAAACUAUGAUGGGCUUCAACAGCCACCAAUGUUUUCUGUUUCUCUAGGAACAGCUGUUUCUGCUACUAUUAACCUAUCAUUUAAAGAUCCAUGGGUAGAAGAGUUCAUAUGGCAAAUUGACAAAGAGACUCUUUUGUUAUGCUUGAAUUCCAUUCCGAAUGGUGGGAUUCCGGUCAUUUCUUCAAUUGAAAUCCGACCAAUGCCUCAAGGAGGUUACUAUAACGGAAUGGAAGAUUUUACAAACAAGUUGCUUAGAAAACGCUACCGAAUCAACUGUGGUUUUACUAAUGGCUCUAUUAGGUACCCUUUGGAUGAAUACGAUAGGAUAUGGGAUCCAGAUGAAGAAUUUUCACCUUUUCAUACAUCAAUUGGAUUCAGUAACCCUGAAACUUUUGAUACAUGGAGCCUCAACGAGCGUCCUCCUCUACCCGUUGUUCAAACGGGUAGAGUUUUGGCUAGGCGAGAAGGGUUAAGUUACAAUUUUGCCCUCCAAAAUCUUGGAGAUUACUAUCUUGUUGUAUAUUUCGCUGGAAUUCUUCCGGUUUCACCCACCUUUGACAUCUUGAUUAAUGGGGAAGUUGUUGCAUCAAAUUAUAAUGUAAAAAUAUGGGAAGUUGGGAGCUUGUAUUUCUUAAGGAAAGGAAUCCAGAACUUGAAUAUUACUUUCAAAGAUAUUACUUUCUACCCUCUUGUCAAUGCAAUUGAAGUGUAUGAGAUAGCAAACAUACCUCCUGAAUCCUCUACAACAGUAGUUUCAGCUCUUCAAGUUAUUCAGGAGUCCACAGGGUUGGAUCUUGAAUGGGAAGAUGAUCCAUGUUCUCCAACAACCUGGGAACAUAUACAAUGUGAAGGAAGUUCUGUCACCUCAUUGGAACUAUUUGACAUUGAAUUGAGGUCAAUCAGUCCUACAUUCAGUGACCUAUUCGAUCUAAAAACACUAGAUCUUCAUAAUACAUCACUUGUAGGGGAAAUCGAAAACCUGGGUGGCUUAAAGAGUCUUGAAUAUCUGAACCUGAGUUUUAAUAAGUUAAUAUCAUUUGGGACUGAUCUGGAUGGAUUAAUCAGCCUUCAAGUUCUGGAUCUAAAGAACAACAGUUUAGAAGGUUUAGUUCCUGAAAGCCUUGGAGCCAUGAAGAAUCUUCACCUGUUGAGUCUGGAAAACAAUCAACUACAAGGCACCAUCCCAAAGACAUUGAACAAAGAUAGUCUUGAAAUAAGAACAUCCGGGAAUCUGUGUCUAAGCUUCUCCAUAUCAAAUUGCUAUAAUACUACACCAAAUGCAUCAAUUGAUGCACCAAAAGUCUCGGUUUUUGACAAGAAGAAGGAAAAACUUCAUAGCCAUUUAGCAGUUGUACUUGGUGGAGUUGGAGGAGUACUUUUUGUUCUUAUUACAGUGUCUAUUGCAGUUUUCUUAUACAUAAGGUCAAGGAGAAAUAAAGAACAAUCUAAAAAAAGAGAAGGUGAGCAAGCUGACCUGGAUUUGAGAAACUGGAAUGCAGCAAAAACCUUCUCUUACAGAGAAAUCAAAGCAGCCACUAGCAACUUUAAGAAGACUUUAGGGCGUGGUAGUUUUGGGUCAGUCUACCUCGGGAAGCUUCCGGAUGGAAAACUGACAGCUGUCAAAGUCCGAUUUGAUAAAACAAAACUCGGAGCUGAUUCUUUCAUUAAUGAGGUGUCCAUUUUGUCUUCAAUUUGUCACCAAAAUCUUGUAACUUUUGAAGGAUAUUGUGAUGAAUCAAAACAGCAAAUACUGGUUUAUGAAUAUUUACCAGGUGGAUCAUUGAGUGAGAAUCUUUAUGGAGCAAAUAGCAAAAAAAUAACAUUAAAUUGGGUGCGUAGACUUAAGAUUGCCAUUGAUGCUGCAAAAGGUUUAGACUACCUACACAACGGGAGCAACCCACGGAUCAUCCACCGUGAUGUGAAAUCAAGCAAUAUACUUUUGGAUGCAAACAUGAAUGCUAAAGUUUGUGAUUUUGGCCUAUCAAAACAAGUAACUCAGGCAGAUGUGAGUCACGUGACAACUAUGGUGAAGGGCACUGCAGGAUAUCUUGACCCUGAAUAUUAUUCCACACAACAAUUGACAGAAAAGAGUGAUGUUUAUAGCUUUGGAGUUGUUCUUUUGGAGCUAAUUUGUGGUAGAGAACCAUUAAGGAGAACUGGAUCACCGGAUUCAUUCAAUUUGGUUUUAUGGGCGAAACCGUAUCUUCAAGCGGGUGUAUUUGAGAUAGUGGAUGAGAGCUUACAAGGAACAUAUGAUGAAGAGAGUAUGAGAAAAACAGCUACAAUUGCUUCCAUGUCUGUUGAUAGAGAUCCAUCACAAAGACCAAAUAUGUCUACAGUACUUGCAGAACUUAAAGAAGCCUACAGCAUCCAACUAUCUUAUCUUGCAACUCUUGAACCUCCCACUUGA